Messenger RNA from Closterium sp. NIES-65, 2520 nucleotides. The record is from the annotation of a GenBank genome assembly. NCBI's taxonomy places the organism in Eukaryota, Viridiplantae, Streptophyta, Zygnematophyceae, Desmidiales, Closteriaceae.
AUGUCGGCCGCAUACGCCGCUGGCACGUGUCAGCUGACGUGGCGCCCAGUUGCUUCUUUUAGUGCGUCGUUCGAAGCGCGUGAAAACGCUUCGCGCCUCGCUGGAAACGUUCAGGAAGUGCGGGUUCGGUGUAGCGGCUGGAAAGGGAACACGUGGCGACUCAUGAGUGGCCGGGAGGCCAUCGGGAGAUGGAAUGGCGCCGGGAAAAGGACUCGCGUGGGGCGAUUACGAGCAGGCCCGGAUGACCAGCCAGGCCCCACGUCCCCCAUGGGAGGGCAGACGCGGAGGCAGCUGCUGGUGGAGUACGUGAGGGGCGUGCAGCCGGACUUCAUGGAGAAAUUCUUCCAGCACGCGGAGCCCCAGUUGGUGGACGCAAUGAGACAGACCGUGAGCAACAUGCUGGGGUCACUGCCACCGCAGUAUUUUGAAGUCACCGUCACAACAGUGGGGGAGAAUCUUGCGCAGCUGAUGUUUAGCGUGAUGAUGACGGGUUACAUGUUCCGCAACGCACAGUACCGCCUCGAACUCUCCUCCUCCUUCGCUGGCGCCGUCGCCCUCCCUGCUGCCUCCUCCACCUCCUCCCCUACCUCUCCUACCUCUCUCCCAUCCUCCUUCCCUCCUCACAUCCCUUGCUCUUCUUCCUCCACUUCCUCCUCCUCGGUUCAACCACUACCAGCGUCAUCAGCCUUUACGUCUUCAGACAGACAGAGGGGGAGCAGCAGCGGCAGCAGCAGUGGCAGUGACUCGGAAUCUGGCUCGUGGCCUCCCACUGACAACGCCUUACCUCUGGGUCCGGUCCAGAAGACGCACGUGGCAGGCGAGGUGCUUCGGUGGGACGCCGAGGCUGAGCGGGUGGUUCGGGUGCCGGCAGUGGACUAUGUGGAGCUGCUGGAGGGGGAGGUUCGGGCAUUAAAGAGAAGAUUGGAGGAGGAGGAGGCGAGACUGGCACGAGUGGGGGCCGGGGGAGGAGGCAGUGGGAAUGCGCUUUUGGAAUACCUCAAGGGAUUGGAACCGCAGAAUAUACAGGAGCUGACAGCCAGUGCUGAUGACGAUGCACUGGCAGCCAUGAAUGCGUUCAUCCAACGGCUGUUAGGCGUUCCUGAUGUUGGGGAGAUCAAGUCCGUGGCAUCAGAGACUACAGUGACCGAGCUGGCAAAGCUGCUCUAUUGGCUCAUGGUGUCUUUCCUUCCGUUUCUGUUUCUGUCACUGCUGCUGGCGUUCGGCAUGAUGGCGUGUGCACCAGCAGAGGCAGCACGGGUGUUGAAGGCGAAUCUGGUCAACCCGAAUGGACCAACCUCCGCACACAAUGCGCUUCAAUCCCCAGCAUCUGACCAGUUUUCUCCUGUCCCAGCAGCUGAGCAUCCGCCUCCUGUCCAAACAGCCGUGGGAUCUGAGCCGUCAGAUGGCUCCACUGCUGUGACAUCUGAGCCGUCCAUCGACCCCCUGGUCGUUGUGUCUGCUGUGAAUGGUGGUGAUGAGGAGGCAGGCAAUGAGCCGGAUGGAGCUGAUUCCAGCGCUGCUGCUGCCGCUCCUGUUCCAACCUCCUGGUUGAGGCCGGCACAGAUGCCCAACGACCCCCAGAUGCCCAACGAUCAUGGUCCCUACCCUCUGGAGACCGAUCCCUUACCGGCUGUGGGAUCAGGGGAGGAGCCUCCAGAAGGCAAUGAGGAUGGGCUUGUGCCAGAAGUUUACGUCGCUCUGCCAGAAGAAGUGGCGCCUGCGGAGGCUCCAGCAGGAUCCCAGGGCGUUGCACCCACGCCUGGUGCCGCUGAGUCGAGUGCUCCUGCUCCUGCUGCUGUUCCAAGUGCCUGGCUGAGACCGGCACUGGUGCUCAUUGACCCUCAAAUGCCCAACGACCCUCAGCCUAACGACCAUGGUCCCUUCCUCCUGGGGACCGAUCCCAUGCCAGCUGUGGGAUCAGAGGAGGAGGCUCCAGCGGGGAAUGAGGAUGUGCUUGUGCCAGAGAUUUACGUUGCUCUGCCAGAAGAAGCAGCACCUGGGGAGGCUCCAGCAGGGUCGCAGGGUGUUGCACCCAUGCCUGAUGGUGCUGAUUCCGGUGGUUCUGGUCCUGUUCCAAGUGCCUGGUUGAGGCAGGCAAAGGUUAAAGGUGACCAUCAGGUGGCAAAUGACAAUCAGGUGCCGAAUGACCAUGGUCCCUACCUUCUGGGGACUGAUGCUGCCAUUCCAGCUGUGGGCUCAGCAGGCAAUGAGGAUGUGCUUGUGCCAGAGAUUGACGUUGCUCUGCCAGAAGAAGCAGCACCUGGGGAGGCGCCAGCAACAGGAUCCCAGGGUGUUGCACCCAUGCCUGAUGGUGCUGAAUCCAGUGCCCUUGUUCCUAUUCCAAAUGACCAUGGUCCCUACCUUUUGGGAGUUGAUUCAACUGUCGGUUCGGAGCAGGAGGCUACAGUAGGAGAGGAGCAGGCACUGUUGAAAAUCCCAGCUGUUAUAGUCCCUCUGCCAGAGGAAAAUGCACCAGGAGAGGCUGCAGCAGGCUCCCAGGUUGUUCCACCAGAGAAUUAG